This is a messenger RNA of Orcinus orca (killer whale), 5078 nucleotides long. RefSeq names its product Wnt family member 7B (gene WNT7B). Gene Ontology annotation, biological process: positive regulation of JNK cascade; neuron differentiation; multicellular organism development. Bases 1762 to 2823 code for a protein of 353 amino acids. The transcript is spliced from 4 exons. Gene Ontology annotation, molecular function: cytokine activity; frizzled binding. Lineage: Eukaryota; Metazoa; Chordata; Mammalia; Artiodactyla; Delphinidae. The record is from RefSeq and is a predicted model, not a curated record. Gene Ontology annotation, cellular component: extracellular region.
CUUCCGUGAUCACAGCCCCCUUCCCCCGCCCAUACCCCCAUGAUUAUGAAUGUCCAGGAGCAGCUUCCCUCACCCCCAUGUCUACACGUGCAGCUCCCAUACACACAUGCCCCUCAGCCCGGGUGCCAGUGCAGAUGUGCCGCCUCUGGGGGAGCCCCUGGGCCGGCAGGAACGGAGAACUCAGCCCUUGAAACCUUCUUGCGGAUCGGGGCUUCAAGAGCAGAUGCACCUUGGAUUGGGGCGGUUUCAAAACGCAUGGCUUUGAGGAGGCACAGUUCCUCACUUUGGAACUGAGCAGCCUCCAAGCUGCAGCCCUGGAGGAGGCCGAGCCGGGGCCGCGAGGAACCAUCUGGAGUCUGGGUACCCUCUGCGCACUGGAGCUGGGGUCAUGAAGCCUCAGGAUGAGCCUUGCUCCAUGACCGCCUCCUGCUCUUAGGGUUCAGGAGAGGCAGAAGGGCCCAGAGGGGUGAAGGUAGGGGAGGCGGCCCCCCCUCCUCCUGGAUGCUGGGGACCAGUCUCCAUGCCAGGUCUAGGAGCCAGGAAGUCCACUCCCUUGGGGGCCCCUGGCCAUAUUGCACAGACCUCUCCUGUCUUGUCACCUUCCCUCUUUGUGCCUUCACUCCUGCUUAAGGGAUCUACACUGCAUCUAGAGAGACAUUCAUAUGUAGCCUGGCCUGGCUGACAAUAGGAGGUGGGACUCAAAGCCUUGUGCUUUGGGCUUUAAAAAGAUCACGGGAAGGAGGAUUGUUCAGAGAAGUGUGUUCUUGUGGGUGUGCUCCGCCCCACACCUAUCCCAGCCAACCCCUCAGAGGAGAGUAGAAGAAGUGAGGUGGGGGAAGCCAGAGUUGGGGGCCUCUAUGCACUUGUCGGGGGGUCUCCAACAAGUGCGCAGCCUGUCCAAAGAGACUCAGAGGCAGGACCCUGCAGAGACGCCGGCGCGCGGGUGCACUGCUGAGCCCUACCACGCUGGGCCUGGUUGGCCACGGCAGUGAGUGCAUGCGACCCACAGCCAGUGUCACCAAACCCAGGGGCGCACGCAGGCAGAGGCGCAGCGAACACAGUGCAUUUGGGCGCACACACCUGCGGGCUCACAGACGCGCCCACGCUCCCGCAGUCACGCGCAGACACAUGCAGGCACGUGCACGCACACAGGAGCACACAUUGCGGAGCACAACACCCAGGAGGAGCGCACGCCCCCGCGUGGUUCUCCCGCGGUGCCUCCCCCCAGGUGCACCCUGCAGAGCGGGCCAGAGCGGUGUGGCUGGUUGAAGUUGGUGGUUGGGGGGAUUGUCCGAGCCAAGGCGGUUUGGGCAAGCCCUGGAGGCGGCUCCCGCCGCACGCUUCGGUCAGCCUCCCCUUUAAAAAACCCGCCCGCGGAGGAGGCGGAUGUAGGGGUGGCCCGUCCAAUGGCAGCCGCGCGCCUCAGGAGACUUGAAGACGUGAGCCAGAGCGAGCGACAGAGCUGGUUCCGACCGAUCGACGGGCGGAGGGCCAGACGGCGGCCGAGGCGCACUCGCUGCCCACUGCCCGCUCGCCUGCCGGCACUCCAGCCCCAGCGCCCGCCGCAGCCCCAGCCCCAGCGAGAUGCGCGGCCCUGGAGGCGGGGCACGGGCGACCACUGCGCCGGGGCCCACGCGCUCGGGUCCCUAGCGCCGCGUUCCGCCGCCCUACCUUGGGAGGGCCGCGGAGACCCCGGCCUCAGCUGGCCCACGCGCUCUGCCCGCGGGGCCUGCGCAGCCCCGCCAGGAGCGCCGGCCCAACAUGCUCCUGCUGUCGCCGCGCAGCGCGCUCCUCUCCGUCUAUUGCCCGCAGAUCUUUCUCAUCCUGUCCAGCGGCAGCUACCUAGCGCUGUCAUCCGUCGUGGCCCUGGGAGCCAACAUCAUCUGCAACAAGAUUCCUGGCUUGGCCCCGCGGCAGCGUGCCAUCUGCCAGAGCCGGCCCGAUGCCAUCAUCGUGAUUGGGGAGGGGGCGCAGAUGGGCAUCAACGAGUGCCAGUACCAGUUCCGCUUCGGACGCUGGAACUGCUCCGCCCUCGGCGAGAAGACUGUCUUCGGGCAAGAGCUCCGAGUAGGGAGCCGGGAGGCCGCCUUCACGUACGCCAUCACCGCCGCCGGCGUGGCUCACGCCGUCACCGCCGCCUGCAGCCAGGGCAACCUGAGCAACUGCGGCUGCGACCGCGAGAAGCAGGGCUACUACAACCAGGCCGAGGGCUGGAAGUGGGGCGGCUGCUCCGCCGACGUGCGCUACGGCAUCGACUUCUCCCGGCGCUUCGUGGACGCCCGCGAGAUCAAGAAAAACGCCAGGCGCCUCAUGAACCUGCACAACAAUGAGGCGGGCAGGAAGGUCCUGGAGGAGCGCAUGAAGCUGGAGUGCAAGUGCCACGGCGUGUCGGGCUCGUGCACCACCAAGACGUGCUGGACCACGCUGCCCAAGUUCCGCGAGGUGGGCCACCUGCUCAAGGAGAAGUACAACGUGGCGGUGCAGGUGGAGGUGGUGCGGGCCAGCCGCCUGCGGCAGCCCACCUUCCUGCGCAUCAAACAGCUGCGCAGCUACCAGAAGCCCAUGGAGACGGACCUGGUGUACAUCGAGAAGUCGCCCAACUACUGCGAGGAGGACGCGGCCACGGGCAGCGUGGGCACCCAGGGCCGCCUGUGCAACCGCACGUCCCCCGGUGCCGACGGCUGCGACACCAUGUGCUGCGGCCGAGGCUACAACACCCACCAGUACACCAAGGUCUGGCAGUGCAACUGCAAGUUCCACUGGUGCUGCUUCGUCAAGUGCAACACGUGCAGCGAGCGCACCGAGGUCUUCACCUGCAAGUGAGCGGCUCCUCCCCGCCCCGCGGCCCCGCCCCCCCGCCCCGCGGCCCCGCCCCGCGGCGUUUUGCACUUCUGCUCCCAGCCGGGCCGCCGGCAGAGGUGGGUGGAGAAGGUGGGAGCUCCGCGGGCGGGCGCGGCAGAGCUCCCCCGGGGCCGGUCACCCUCUCCUUGCCCCCCAGGGGCUCCCUCCUGCCAUUCCUGUCCCCUCCCGUGGCAGAACAGUGCCCAUCACCUGGCCCAGAGGGCGAGGCCAAUGGCAUGAGUGUCCCCGAGGGGCCCAGUGAAUUUCUUUUCUUUUCUCCGGGAGAGUGAACCCCAAGGACACCCACAUACCCCGGAAAGCAAAGCGACAAGACUCUGAGUGUCCUCCCCCGCCUGUGGUAUGGACACGGAAAGACUGUCCCAGGCCACCUCAGUCACUGGGCUCCAGGGCGGUUUGGGCAAAUGUUGACAAAAAUUAUUUAUGUUUUCUUAGUAUCAGAAGAGGACUUUAGCACUAAGGCAUAGCCGGUCCUAACUCCAUACUCUGUGUUAGCUCAUCCCCUUGCUGCUCUCUGCUUCCUCUUUUGGCCCCUGGGUACCCUCGGGAGCAUCCCUGUGUAUGGCCCUGUCCCUGGGGAGGUGGCGGUGCACGCGGUCCCCAUGUGAGCUGGGCAGGGGCUUGGUGGCUGACAUGACCAAGACGGCCUCUGAGGAGAGCCACGGACAGGGACCUCUGGCCCUUCCUUUCCUUCUUUUGAAAACCAGCUCUAGCAAAUCAAAAUGUCACCCAUGUCAGGUUCCAGGAGUGCUGCGUCCCCUCCCUAAUGCUGGUGCCCUUCCAGUCCCCCGCCAGCCUGACACCCCCUAGUUUACAGAGCCCCCUCCCACCCUGGAACCAGCUGAAACCCCAGGACAGCGCUGUGCCGGGGCAAGCUGGUGGGAAGGGGGAUAGUUCAGGGGUGUUCGCCUUAUUUGACAGAUGGGGAAACUGAGGCCAAGAAUGGCUCAAGCACUAGCCAGAGACCCCAAGGCCGUGAGUGGAGGCUCCCCCAUACCAGGCCUCCUGACCCUGAAGGACACGUUCUAGGGAUGCCCAGGGUGAGGGGCAGCCCCCAUGCCUUGAAAAAUCUGGCCGUGCUCUUCCCCCCCGCUGCCAGCCUCCCUGGGGUCCACGCCCCGCCUCGAGGUGCCUUUGAGAGUUUCUCCUGUGGUCUUCUUGCCCAAUCCUGGUCCUUUCGCCCUGGCCCGGAUGCUGAGAAGACUCGGAUAGGGCGUUGCUCCGCUGGGUUCCCACCUGCUGUGCCAGCAGACACUCCCCCGUGGUCCCCAUACCACUCAGGCCCUCCCUUGAGGUCCGAAUCACCCCGAAACCUGGGAAACGGGAAUGGAAAGGGGUCCUGCUUGGUUUUAAACUGUGUGCGGGAUAGGGAGAGAUUGGGGGCCGGGGACUUGGCACUGGACGUGUCCUCUAACACUAUUCCCACCCACCUUGGGGAGACUGAGGCACAACUUGUCCAGGCCCAGAAAGGCUGGUGUGCACUUGCUUCUGGAGCACCACUGCCCGUGCACUUGUCCCUGCUCUGAAUUUAGGGUGUUUUCUCGCAGAAACCCGUGGAAAUGUGUCUUCAGGCUACUGACCAGCCAAGUGGGCUGGACAUUAGCCUGGGGUGAGUGACCCUGGGCCCUGGCCCUGGCGUCCACCCUGCCUGCCUCGAUGAUGCCAGGACGCUCCACCAACAGCGGCUGUCCUGGGAGCUUCCAGGCCACUGUGAAUGCCCCCCAGUCCCCUUCCCCCCCGAUCCCGGGUCCCAGGACACCCCUGAGUCCACAGGCCUAGCAUCUUCUGCCAAGGAACCUGGUUAACUUAUAUUGUUAUAUAGCGUCGAAAUGUCUAUAGUGUCUUUUAAAUUAUUGUGACCUACACUGGGUGCUGGGGGGCGGGGGUGGCCGCGCUGUCCCCGAGCCAGCCUCCUCCUCCUGCUUGAAACAGACCCUUGGACCCUUGGGGCCCCUGAUGCCACCAAGUCAUGCGCACUGUCCCUCGGCUACGAGGUGCCGCCACCGAGACCCCGCCGCCCCCUAACAGUCUGUCAGCAGCAGCCCUUCCCUUGGGUGGGGGUGGGGUGUCAGCGUGGCCCAGGCAGGGACGGGGGUGGCCAAGGCGCUGCGUGUCUCCGCAGUGCCCUCACUUCAGGAGAGCUGCUGGGGUUCUGAUGGGCUGUGUCUGGCCUCCCCGAGAGGGGAGCGCUCGGCUCCAAUAAAGCUGGAAUCAGAGAA